Molecule: messenger RNA, 1611 nt
Organism: Penicillium pulvis
Lineage: Eukaryota; Fungi; Ascomycota; Eurotiomycetes; Eurotiales; Aspergillaceae
Product: Zn(II)2Cys6 transcription factor domain-containing protein
Exons: 4
Coding region: 1-1611 (536 amino acids)
Biological process (GO): regulation of DNA-templated transcription
Molecular function (GO): DNA-binding transcription factor activity, RNA polymerase II-specific; zinc ion binding
Source: RefSeq, a predicted model, not a curated record
AUGGGUGGCGUUCCGUAUGGAUCCAAAGGCUGCAAUACAUGCCGCCGACGGAAGGUCAAGUGCGAUGAGAAUAAGCCAGAGUGCAUACGGUGCCUGAAGAACGGCCACGUCUGUACCGGGUAUGAGAGGAAUCAUGUUUUCAUUCACAACACAACUGACACGAAGGUUCUGGCUCAGCGGCCUCGAGGGCGGCCCCAUGAAAUUGUUGUCAAAAAAGUAGCAGCGACAUCAUCCCCAGUCGAAGUGGAUACUGAUGUCCCCCGCUUCAAUGUCAACGUGCAAGUUAGGACACAAGUCGUGGCAAACUUUAUUGAUUUGUAUGCGCCAUCGGCGCUGGUUUAUGAUGGCAAAUCUGGAACAUUCAUGCAUCUUCAGGAUACCUUCCCAAUAUUCAUUGGGAGAACUCCGGUCCUUGAUAAGGCUGUGACAGCGCUGAGCUCUGCCUUUCUGGCCAAGCGGAACCAAGAUUACCAGCUGCUGUCGUACAGCACACGGCUCUAUGGAGAAUCUUUGCAAAUCGUGCAUCGAAGGAUUCAGACCGGGCGCCAUUGCAGUCAGGACUUCUUAUUUGCUACGGUCAUCUUCCAGUUGUACGAGUUAAUCAAUGCUUCACCAUUGGGAUUCCAAGCGUGGCUGGCCCAUGUGCAGGGAAGCAAUGCGAUUUUAUCUCAACAUGCCAGUCCCAGCCCGCCUUCAGUGACAGAUCAUCUGUUUUGGCGUCAACUGAAAUUCGCCACGAUCUGUGAUGCUGUUGGGAAACGCAAAUCUGUCUACUCGUACAGUCCCUUCUGGCGACAUCCGUCACUGGAUAAUCCAUGGCGGGAACCUAUUGAUGACAUCCAAGACUUCCUCAUUGAAUGCUCCGCCCUCAUGGAACAAGUCGACGAACUGAUACAGCGGGGAAAUCCAGGCUUGCAGGAUGAUAUACAUACCGGCGAGCGGUUAUGUCACAGUUGCCUAUUAUUGAAGGAUAAACUUGACACCGGCUUUGGUGAGAUGCAAGCGAAAUUGGGUAUUCCUUUUUCUUCUCCCGAUCAAAGGUCCUUCUGGAGCGAACUGGAUGACUCCAUACCAAGCGAUCUAUUUCCGGAUGCUAUCGAAUAUCCCUCCAUCAGCUGUGCACAGACACACUUACUUUGGUGGACUACGUAUAUUUUGGUCUAUCCCUUGAUUGAUCAAUUAUUCGUCUUUCUUAAUCGAACUCGCAGCAAUGUCUCCUUUACUUUGUGGACGGUUCCAACAUCAUCGUCGCCCACAAACACUCCAUCCUAUACAAGAACAGCCGACCUUCCAGAUGACCUCCUCGAAGUUGCUGAGCAUUACGCAAACUUGAUUUGCCGCUCAGCGAAAUUCCUUGCACAGCCCGGAACAAAGGGCAUGGGCGCUCAGGUUAUGCUUGCUCCAUUUAGUCAAGCCACCCAGUUCUACCAUAGUCAGGAAGCCACCGAUAAGCACCGAUGGUGCCAGGCAGUAUUCAUGGUUCUUCCCCGACUAGGAUUCGGAAUGGCGUCUUUUAUGAAGGAUCUCAUCUGGCCUAAAUACGAAGCUGCCACAAAGAGGACUCCCACCCCUUCGCCUCAGUCCCAAAGUGAUCAGGAUUCCACGCCUUGA